AUGAAGCACACUAGGCGGUAUCUGGUUGGGAUAUCGGCUCUGCUCGUACUCCUAGUUGGUGGUGGAGUAGCACUUGGCAGGGCACUCAACAAAGAUGACGACCUGAUGGAGGACAUGACACCGAAGUCGAUGGAUGCGAUACUGACCGAGAUACGCAGCCUCAUGCGGGACUACUCGAUCGAGGCGUACAUCGUCCCGUCGGUGGAUGCACACAACAGUGAGUACAUCUCGCUGCACGACCGCCGAUAUCAGUACGUUACCAACUUCACCGGUUCGGCAGGAACUGCCAUCAUCACGCUAACGGGAGCAGCUAUGUGGACGGACUCUCGUUACCAUCUGCAGGCUGAGGGACAGAUAGAUCCCACCUACUGGACGCUUAUGAAGGAAGGGCUUGCAGGUGUUCCCACACGGGACGAGUGGCUGCUUUCGCAUUUGUCCCCAGGUGGGCAGGUCGGGACGGAUCCCUUCCUGAUUGCUUCUACCGAGUUCGAGCGGCUUGGUGGAGCACUCGCACGUCAGGGUUACCGACUCAUCACACUCGAGCGUAAUCUGGUCGAUAUCGUGUGGAAUAAUCGUCCACCUCAGACGGCGGAACCACUGCGUCCACUCGAGCAUGCCUACUCAGGCCGAUAUGCCUCAGAGAAGAUACAGGACCUGCGGAACACCCUGCAGGAACAGAGUGCGAACGCGAUCGUCAUCAGCGCUCUGGAUGAGAUAGCAUGGCUCCUAAACCUGCGUGGUUCUGACAUCCGCUACAACCCGGUGUUCUUCGCUUACCUCAUUGUGUCUCACGGAGCGUUACACCUGUUCACGGCUCCAGAGCGCAUUAACGAGACGAUACGUGUUCACUUUCAGACCGAAGGUAUCUCUGUGGAUGUACGCGAUUACCGAGACGUUCUGGCAGGUAUCGAAGAGCAGGUGCGAGGUGGCAAUCGGCUGCUCGUGUCAACCGCAUGCAGCCAGGCGUUGUUUGCGGCCAUUCCAGCGGACCAACGCAUCCAGCUGUACAGCCCCGUGGCACAGUUGAAAGCGAUUAAGAACGCGGUGGAAGCGUUUGGAAUGCGUCGGGCGCACAUCCGCGAUGGAGCUGCUGUCGUGCGGUACCUUCACUGGCUCGAGCAGCAGGUUGAUGAAGGUAACGUGACCGAACUGUCCGGAGCGGCUCAACUGCGGGAAUUCCGCUCUCAACAGGACCUGUUCGUCGAUCUCAGCUUCACCGCUAUCAGCGCGUUUGGACCAAAUGGAGCCAUCGUACACUAUAGCCCCACAGAGGACACAGACUUGCAGAUUACGCGUGAUGGUAUAUAUCUGAUCGACUCUGGUGGGCAGUACUUGGAUGGUACAACGGAUGUGACGAGAUCGGUACAUCUCGGAGAACCAACUGCCUUCCAACGAGAGUGCUUUACGCGUGUUCUUAAAGGCUUCCUAGGUGUCGCUUCGGCAGUGUUCCCAGCGCGAGCUUCUGGUACCGUGUUUGAUGUUCUCGCCAGGCGUGCUCUAUGGGACGUUGGUCUCGAUUAUGGACAUGGAACUGGGCAUGGUAUAGGUGCGUACCUGGGUGUACACGAAUACCCACCAUCAUUCGUGUCGAACAGUGCGUCUCCUUCCAAUCAGGGUGUGGUGGAGAACAUGUUCUCUUCCAACGAACCAGGAUACUAUGAAGCGGGAGAGUUCGGUGUGCGGCUUGAGGACAUCGUGCAGGUUGUACCGGCCAGUGUACCACACAACUUUGGAGGGCGUGGAGCUCUCACGUUUUACACCAACACUUUAGUACCGAUUCAGAGAGCACUCAUCGAUGUAGAGCUGCUUUCUGCGGCUGAGAUCGCGCAUAUCGAUGCCUACCAUCGGCGAGUAAUGGAGGAGGUUGGACCUCUGCUAUUACAGCAAGAAGAUGCCGGUGCACAUCAGUGGUUGACUGAAGCGACACUACCGAUUGCAGGCGCGAGCUAAGACAGCUUAUCACUUAGUUUGCAUGCGUUGGAGCACGUAUAGAAGAACAAGACGUUACUCCCUGCUCAUUAAAACCCAACGAUUUUACAGGCUCAACCAGGUGCACUACAUUGUCGAAAAUAACUGUACAACGCGCAGUUGUAAUGCCCUAUAAUUGCAGCCUGCAGCAAGACCUCCUCAAUAGACCGUUUCAAAGAACAUCCAAGCAGCAACAUGAGGAAAGGUCCUUUAUCAACGUGAUUAAUAAAAAUAAUAAAUUAAUUGAUAAAAAUAGUUAAUUUGUAAGAGACAAAAACUAUCAUUCGAAAGGUUGGUAGGCAAAAUA
Anopheles nili is the source of this 2275-nucleotide messenger RNA. Its product is annotated as xaa-Pro aminopeptidase ApepP-like. Gene Ontology annotation, molecular function: metalloaminopeptidase activity. The transcript has 4 exons. Lineage: Eukaryota; Metazoa; Arthropoda; Insecta; Diptera; Culicidae. The record is from RefSeq and is a predicted model, not a curated record. The coding region runs from base 1 to 1950 and encodes 649 amino acids.